Molecule: messenger RNA, 240 nt
Organism: Adineta steineri
Lineage: Eukaryota; Metazoa; Rotifera; Eurotatoria; Adinetida; Adinetidae
Source: the annotation of a GenBank genome assembly
AUGGCACGAGCUGCAACCAUACAUGACUCCAGCGGUGCUGAUGAAGAUAGUCGAGGUGGAGGUGAUCGUGAUCGUGGUCAGAGUGAAAGUAGUGGUGAAGCAUCUCAUCGUGGUGAUGUUAAUCAGAAUAAUGAUUUCUAUGUUCUUAUGCGUGAUAAAAUCGAAAAUGCUGUUAAUGAAGCAUUAGCAGCUUUUGAUUAUCAUCGAUUUAAUGGUAAAGAAUCACGUUUAAUUCACUGA